CGCGUCACUUCCGCUACUCUAUACCAACAUGGCGGCGCCCGGUAGCGGCGGUGCCUCUAAACGCCUUGUGCAGUAUGUUGUAGUUCGGUCGGAUUUAAUACACGCCUUGUCGUGGCCUUUAGGAGCGGUUAUAACGCAGGCGUGUCACGCCGCCACUGCUGCCAUUCACAUGAACUACAACGACCCGGACACGCAGGAAUACCUGUCAGACCUGGACAACAUGCACAAAGUGGUGCUGCAGGCAGCAGAUGAAGCGAGUCUGACUCACUUAUCCACGACGCUCAGCGAGAAAGGCAUCGCACACAAGCUGUGGACGGAGCAGCCGGAGAAUCUCGCCACCUGCCUGGCGCUGAAGCCCUACCCCAAGGACACGGUGCAGCCUUUCCUCAGAAAGUUCAAGCUCUUCAAAUGAGCAGAAACCUUCCAGUCUCAUGCCUCGGGGUCACACAUCAUCAUCAUCAUCAAUAAACAGUUUUAUUCUCA
Messenger RNA from Tachysurus fulvidraco (yellow catfish), 483 nucleotides. It is a transcript of the gene ptrhd1, whose product is annotated as peptidyl-tRNA hydrolase domain containing 1. Lineage: Eukaryota; Metazoa; Chordata; Actinopteri; Siluriformes; Bagridae. The record is from RefSeq and is a predicted model, not a curated record. Bases 29 to 412 code for a protein of 127 amino acids. The transcript has 2 exons. Gene Ontology annotation, molecular function: peptidyl-tRNA hydrolase activity.